Ailuropoda melanoleuca (giant panda) is the source of this 3291-nucleotide messenger RNA. It is a transcript of the gene RPS6KA1, whose product is annotated as ribosomal protein S6 kinase A1. The record is from RefSeq and is a predicted model, not a curated record. NCBI's taxonomy places the organism in Eukaryota, Metazoa, Chordata, Mammalia, Carnivora, Ursidae. Gene Ontology annotation, biological process: protein phosphorylation; intracellular signal transduction. The transcript has 22 exons. Bases 283 to 2442 code for a protein of 719 amino acids. Gene Ontology annotation, molecular function: magnesium ion binding; protein serine/threonine kinase activity; ATP binding.
CCAUCCCAGGGCCCUGGGCUGGCGGUGCCUGCUCUGCGGUUGCCAUUAUGGGUGGGCCCAGCCAUAGGAAGGUCACUGCCGGGGAAGGGACUUCUGCACUGUGGCCUGGGGCACUCAGAGACCUCGACCUUGCUGACUUCUGCCCCACGUUCUCUCAAAGGGAUGUUUGCAGGGGGAAGUGAGAAGGAGGGGGUCAGGGACCCUGCCUUCUGGGCCGGGAAGGCUGAAAAAGCAGAAGUAGAGGAGUAACGGGGCCCUUUGGCCACUGGCUUGAGACCCACCAUGCAGACCCCGGCAGAUUUCCCCAGGGGUGAGAGAGACUCGCUCCCCUGUCCCAGAAAGGAUGAGGGCAUCCUCAAGGAGAUCUCCAUCACGCACCACGUCAAGGCUGGCUCUGAGAAGGCCGACCCAUCCCAUUUUGAGCUGCUCAAGGUUCUGGGCCAGGGAUCCUUUGGCAAAGUCUUCCUGGUGCGGAAGGUCACCCGACCUGAUAGUGGGCACCUGUAUGCCAUGAAGGUUCUCAAGAAGGCAACGCUGAAAGUGCGUGACCGCGUUCGGACCAAGAUGGAGAGAGACAUCCUAGCUGAUGUGAACCACCCGUUUGUGGUGAAGCUGCACUAUGCCUUCCAGACUGAGGGAAAGCUCUAUCUUAUUCUGGACUUCCUGCGUGGCGGGGACCUCUUCACGCGGCUCUCUAAAGAGGUGAUGUUCACGGAGGAGGACGUGAAGUUUUACCUGGCUGAGCUGGCCUUGGGCCUGGACCACCUGCACCACCUGGGUAUCAUCUACAGGGACCUCAAGCCUGAAAACAUCCUUCUGGAUGAGGAGGGCCACAUCAAACUCACUGACUUUGGCCUAAGCAAGGAGGCCAUUGACCAUGAGAAAAAAGCCUAUUCCUUCUGCGGGACAGUGGAGUACAUGGCCCCCGAGGUCGUCAACCGCCAGGGCCACACCCAUAGUGCAGACUGGUGGUCCUAUGGGGUGUUGAUGUUUGAGAUGCUGACGGGCUCCCUGCCCUUCCAGGGGAAGGACCGGAAGGAGACCAUGACACUGAUUCUGAAGGCGAAGCUAGGCAUGCCCCAGUUUCUGAGCACGGAAGCCCAGAGCCUCCUGCGGGCCCUGUUCAAGCGGAAUCCUGCCAACCGGCUCGGCUCCGGCCCUGAUGGGGCAGAGGAAAUCAAGCGGCAUGCCUUCUACUCUACCAUUGACUGGAAUAAGCUAUACCGUCGUGAGAUCAAGCCACCCUUCAAGCCGGCCGUGGCUCAGCCUGAUGACACCUUCUACUUUGACACUGAGUUCACAUCCCGCACACCCAGGGACUCCCCAGGCAUCCCCCCCAGCGCUGGCGCCCAUCAGCUGUUCCGUGGUUUCAGCUUCGUGGCCACUGGCCUGCUGGAGGACGAUGGCAAGCCUCGGGCCACACAGGCACCACUGCACUCAGUGGUUCAGCAACUCCAUGGGAAAAACCUGGUUUUUAGCGAUGGCUACGUCGUAAAGGAGACGAUUGGUGUGGGCUCCUACUCCGUGUGCAAGCGCUGUGUCCAUAAGGCUACCAAUAUGGAGUAUGCUGUCAAGGUCAUCGACAAGAGCAAGCGGGAUCCCUCAGAAGAGAUUGAGAUUCUUCUGCGAUAUGGGCAGCACCCCAACAUCAUCACUCUGAAAGAUGUGUACGAUGAUGGCAAACACGUGUAUCUGGUGACGGAGCUGAUGCGGGGUGGGGAGCUGCUAGACAAGAUCUUGCGGCAGAAAUUCUUCUCAGAGCGGGAGGCCAGCUUUGUCCUGCACACCAUCAGCAAAACCGUGGAGUACCUGCACUCCCAGGGGGUUGUUCACAGGGACCUCAAGCCCAGCAACAUCCUGUACGUGGACGAGUCUGGGAACCCCGAGUGCCUGCGCAUCUGUGACUUUGGCUUCGCCAAGCAGCUGCGUGCCGAGAACGGGCUCCUCAUGACGCCCUGCUACACUGCCAACUUUGUGGCACCCGAGGUGCUCAAACGCCAGGGCUACGAUGAGGGCUGUGACAUCUGGAGCCUGGGCAUCCUGCUGUAUACCAUGCUGGCUGGAUACACUCCAUUCGCCAAUGGACCCAGUGACACACCGGAGGAAAUCCUGACCCGGAUCGGCAGUGGGAAGUUCACCCUGAGUGGGGGAAAUUGGAACACAGUUUCAGAGACAGCCAAGGACCUGGUGUCCAAGAUGCUGCAUGUGGACCCCCACCAGCGCCUCACAGCUAAGCAGGUCCUGCAGCACCCAUGGAUCACCCAGAAAGACAAGCUCCCUCAGAGCCAGCUGUCCCACCAGGACCUGCAGCUUGUGAAGGGAGCCAUGGCAGCUACCUACUCUGCCCUCAACAGCUCCAAGCCCACCCCUCAGCUGAAGCCCAUCGAGUCAUCGAUCCUGGCCCAGCGGCGGGUGAGGAAGCUGCCGUCCACCACCCUGUGAGAGGCCAGGGCGUCCGGGCCGCAGGGCGGUGCUAGCUUGAUGGAGGCAGCAUACUUCCCAGAGGGAGCAGGCCUGAGUCACAGGGCCCCAGGGAGCGGAGCCCCGAGGGGCCCAGGAAGCGGCCAGCCCAGAUCACUCCCACCAAGGGUGUGAGAAGUGCCUUCUCCUUCCCCAGGACGGACUCUUCUCGGCUCGUGCUCUGCUGGUUGAAAUCGAUGCACUGUACAAACUAAUCUUUUUUAAGGGAAAAAAUGGCAUCAACCGCCAUGGAUUUUUUACAAGAUCCAUUUGCCUUUCUGGGAACAGAAAUAGCCAGUGCAGCCCCAGGAGGGGCACUGAGUCACACCAGGGCUUUCUGUGGCUGCGAGUCCUCAGAGCUUUGGCGUCCUACCCCGGGGCACCCCACGACAGGCCACCUGCAGCCAUCCGCACAUACCUCCAGGGCAGUCCCGCACCACCUUCCAGAGCCCUCAGCUGUUAGCAGAACUUGCUCUAUUCGAAGUCAGCUCCUUUUCCGUUCUGUUCUGCUGUGGGGGGGGGGGGGGGGGGGGNAACCUCCUCCUGCUAGAAGAGAGGACCAGGACCCCAUGGCCCUCAGCUCAGGCACCAGCAUCUACACCGGCUCCUCCAGUGGGUUCCUGCAAGGAGAUUGGGCAGCCCCAGGAGGAGGGAUCCAGAAAGCACUUUUGGACUGACUUGUGUUGGGAUUCUGCUCCAGGACAGAGUUCACAGGAGGCCUGUGGGCCGGGCCGAGAGAGGCGGGGGCUCUUUUUCAUUUCCUCCUCAGCUGGUUACUCAGGGUUCUUCUGUCCAUGGCCUUUCUAAUAAACUUGCAGUUGAGUUGAAGCA